GGAAAGAUGUGAUGGUGUUUUAAGCACUGUUGCAUUUAUUCUUCUCGCCGCCCCCGCACAUUUUCUUCUUUUUCACACUCACGUUUUAUCAAUAUCUGCUUAUUCCUGAUUACGGUGUCAAUCGAUGUAUAUAAUCAUCUUUUUCUCAAAUCAUCAAAAUCACCGCAACUGUGCUAAAUUCAUACCGCAGAUAUGCGAAACCUUUUCGUCAAACAUUAUGUCGAAUUACAUCAUAAUAACUCCCCUUUCUCUCUAUCUCUCGCAAUGUUCAUCUCCACCUGUUUUUACCAUUACACUCUUUUCUUCAAUUUCAUGUUUCAAUUGUCUAUCAUAACUUUUUUCUUAGUUCUUUCCUCACUUUCUUACAUGCGUUCUCUGAUCAUGUCUAUCAUCAAUACAUGCAUGCAAUUCGAUCGACUCUUCUACUGUUUCGCUACAAUAUAUAAAUGUAGAUGAUUUGUGUCUGAAGUCCAUGCUGGUAGGAGUUUGAGA
Meira miltonrushii is the source of this 492-nucleotide messenger RNA. RefSeq lists its product as uncharacterized. NCBI's taxonomy places the organism in Eukaryota, Fungi, Basidiomycota, Exobasidiomycetes, Exobasidiales, Brachybasidiaceae. The transcript has a single exon. The record is from RefSeq and is a predicted model, not a curated record. Bases 193 to 456 code for a protein of 87 amino acids.